Molecule: messenger RNA, 828 nt
Organism: Prunus mume (Japanese apricot)
Lineage: Eukaryota; Viridiplantae; Streptophyta; Magnoliopsida; Rosales; Rosaceae
Biological process (GO): protein phosphorylation
Molecular function (GO): ATP binding; protein kinase activity
Source: RefSeq, a predicted model, not a curated record
AUGGCAUCCGGUAGCUCCAGGUAUCUGUUCUUAGAGAGAGAUGUUCGUGAACCCAUUCGCUUUUCCAGUUACGGGGUGAUGUACGGUGCAAAAAAUAUCAUGACGGGCGAGAAAGUAAGAAUAAAGGUUUAUGAAGAAAAGGAUCGUGAGAGAGCAAAACGAUUCAGAUUUUAUAAAGAGGUGUAUCUUUUUCAAGAGCUGUGGGAUUGUCGCUAUCUUGUGCAAUUGAUUGAGUAUAAGAAGAUGGACGACCAAUUACACCGCUUGGUGAUAGAAAACAUUCCAACUGGCAUGUUUCCACUAAGCGUAGCUGUUGUGGAAGUGCGGCGGAUUAAAUCUCUGUUCUAUCAAUUUUUGAAGACGCUGGAGAGUCUACAUUGCCAAGAAAUGCUGUUUCAGUUGAACCCUGAAAAUGUGUAUUUUAAUGAAGAUACAAUAAAGGUAGAUGGGAUCUCUGGCAUGGUGAUGAGCAAAACCUUUGAUGACAAGGAAAUCAUUACCCCACUCCGGUACAAGGCUCCAGAACUAUGCCUCCAAUAUGGUGCACAAAAUUCUUGUUCUGACAUUUGGUGCUUGGCAUGUAUCAUGGCUGAGGUGGUUCUGAACUGCUCGUUGUUCGUUUGUAAUGAUGAUGAUGCAACCUGGAUUCUUCUAGAUCAAUGCUUUGCGUCGGGAAAGGAAUACGAACCAAACAAGAUUGCGCAUACGUCUCUUACAGCAUGGACGUAUGGAUCCAUUGGGAGCAGACUUAAUAAAGGCUAUGAUGGUAUACAAUCCACGAAGAAGAUUGACGGUGCAAAGCACUUUGAAUCACCCUUAUUUCAAUGA